Messenger RNA from Rotaria sordida, 2103 nucleotides. NCBI's taxonomy places the organism in Eukaryota, Metazoa, Rotifera, Eurotatoria, Philodinida, Philodinidae. The record is from the annotation of a GenBank genome assembly.
AUGGCUGGUAUACGUUUUGAAAAGGAUAUUGAUUAUCAUAAUGAAGACGAUGGAGAGUUAACUGCUGCAGAACCAUCCACUCCUCGAAGUCGUCGUCUUCAAUCAUUUGUUGAUGAAUAUGGAACUUAUAGACCACAUUUAUCUAGAAUUGAUCAUAUUAAACGUUAUCUAAAAAAACAAUUUGCUACAUUUACUUUUCUAUGUUGUUUAAAUUCAGUCUUGGAUAAAAUACCACUUCUUCGUUGUUUAAAAGAAUAUAAUAUUCGUAAAAAUUUAUUUGGAGAUAUUAUUGCUGGUAUUAUUGUAGCAAUCAUGCAUAUACCACAAGGUAUGGCUUAUGGGGUUCUAACAACAUUACCACCUAUUUAUGGGUUGUAUGUUUCAUUUUUUCCUGUGAUUAUCUAUAUGAUAUUUGGUACAUGUCCACAUUUAUCUAUUGGAACAUUUGCUGUUAUAUCAUUGAUGAUAGCACAAGCGCUUGAAAGUGUGAUACAACCAUCAAUGAGUAUAAUAAAUAAUAAUCAAACAUCUUCUACAUUUUCAAAUGACUCUGAUUUAUUUUUAAUUAAUGAAAAAAUUGGUACAGCUACUACACUUGCUCUUCUUGUUGGCAUUGUUCAAUUAAUAUUAUCUUUCCUACGACUUGGAUUUUUAGCUAUCUAUUUAACUGAGCCAUUUAUUAGCGGUUUUACAACUGGUGCUGCUUUACAUGUUUUUACGAGUCAAAUUCCAUUAAUAUUCGAUAUAAAAGCUCCACGAGGAAUAAAUGGAGCAUUUAAAUUACCAAGAUUCUAUAUUAAAUUAAUUAGUUUAUUAAUACAUAAUAUUAAUUUGGUAUCAACAGCUAUUGGUAUUAUAUCUAUUAUUGUUCUGUAUGUAGCUAAAUAUCUAAAUGAACGUUAUAAAUCGAAAAUUCGUAUUGUACUGCCAUGUGAACUAAUUUUAGUAAUUAUUGGUACAAUUACAUCACAUUUUACAAAACUUCAUUCAAAACAUCGUGUAUCAGUAGUAGGAGAAAUUAAACGAGGUUUACCAUCACUGACAGUUCCUCCAUUAAAUCAUUGGAAUCAAUUAAUUGUACCAGCUAUUACAAUCGCUGCUGUUAGUUUGUCUAUUUCAAUAUCAAUGGCAAAAAUGUUUAGUCGAAAACAUGGUUAUAAAGUUAGCUCGAAUCAAGAAUUAUUAGCUUAUGGAAUCUCAAAUGUUUUUUCAUCAUUUUUUCAAUGUUAUCCAAGUGCUGGUUCAUUGAGUCGUUCAGUUGUACAAGAAGGUAGUGGAGGAAAAACUCUUUUAAUCGGUGGUUUUUCUUCCAUUGUUUUGGGUACAGUUAUUAUUGCAUUGACUCAUCUUUUUCGAUCUUUACCUAUGACCUGUCUAGCGGCAAUUAUUAUUGUUAAUUUAAAAGGACUUCUUUUUCAAAUGAAAGAUUUUAUGUUUUAUUUCCAAAUUAGUUUAUUGGAAUGUAUUUUAUGGACAAUGACAUUUGUCUCUGUUCUUUUGUUUGAUGUUGAUAUUGGUCUAUAUGUUGGUAUGUGUACAUCGUUUGUUAUUAAUACAAUACGAACACAAAAACCUCGAUUUGUCGUACUUGGUCAAGUUGAAGAAACUGGACUUUAUAAGAGUAUUGUUUAUUUUCCUUCAGGACAUCAAUAUUCUAAAAUAAAAAUUCUUCGUUUUGAUGAAUCACUCUAUGCGUGUAAUGCACCAUUUUUUAAAAGAAAAUUUUAUGAACUUAUUGAUAUUCAUCUAUCAUACUCACCACUUAUUAGUUGGGGAGAAAAGACACAAAAAAAUCAUAAAAAUGAACCAACUUACAAAUAUGUUAUUCUUGAUUGUUCACCAUUUAAUUAUAUUGAUACAGUUGGAGUUAAACUACUUAUUCAAAUAUUCCAUGAUUUGAAAAAACGAGGAAUUACACUGUAUUUGAGUGAAUGCCGACUCGAAGUUCGUCAUACAUUUGAUGUUAUGAAAUUUUACGAACAAACAGAAUCUGAUACAGUUUAUGUAACAACACAUAGUGCAGUGAUGGCAGCCAGAAAUGCAUUAAAUAACGAAUCGGUGAACAAUGAUGAAACAAAUGAACUGGUGGAAAGUCAGCUUUAA